This is a messenger RNA of Diabrotica virgifera virgifera (western corn rootworm), 390 nucleotides long. RefSeq lists its product as uncharacterized. Gene Ontology annotation, biological process: sensory perception of taste. The record is from RefSeq and is a predicted model, not a curated record. Gene Ontology annotation, cellular component: dendrite; membrane; axon. The transcript has 4 exons. NCBI's taxonomy places the organism in Eukaryota, Metazoa, Arthropoda, Insecta, Coleoptera, Chrysomelidae. The coding region runs from base 1 to 390 and encodes 129 amino acids.
AUGUCUUGGAAACUAUUAAGGCAAUUUAAUGCUGUUUUUGGAUGGCCGAUAUUUUUGUUUUUGUGGAGGACAUCAAUAUAUAUGGUUAAUAAUAUCAUUGUGCACUUAACGAUACUUAUCUUCUUGGCAAUGUCCUGCGAAUCUGUAGAACGAAUUGGCAAGGAAAUAGUAAACACAUGUUACCAACUGCGAGAAAAAGAACAGGAUGUUGAAAUGAAGCAGCAAUUGUUGGAUCUAGCUAUUUAUACGGAACAAUGGAAACCCACCUUUUCUGCUGCAGGGUUUUUUGACUUCAACCAAAGAUGUCUUAAUGUUAUUUUUUCCUCACUUAUCAAUUAUUUGGUUAUUAUUUUGCAGUUUGAUAUAACGAUAAAACAAAAUGCUCAUUGA